AUGUCUAAAGGAAAGAUGAAUGCGGAUCUAGGACAUGCGUUAAAGCCCUUUGACGGCAAGGAUGACUUCACGGACUGGCAAAGGAUGAUGAAGAACGUACUGAUACAGCAAGAUUUGGAUGAUGCACUCAGCGGUGAGAAGCCAGCAAGCAUGACAAACACAACAUGGACUAAGGUUCUCAAGAAAGCCAAGAGUUCCAUCGAGAUCCAUCUCACAAGAUCAGUUCGGUCACACAUCACCGAAAAGAUGAUUGCCCAAGAAGCAUGCGAAAAGUUGGAGAAUGUUUAUAUGGGCAAAACCGUGUCCAAUAAACUUUUUCUAAAGGAUGAACUAUUCGGACUUCGACUGGAAGAAAGAGGUGAUAUUGAAGAUCACGUCGAAGAAACUUACAAAGAUGAUGAUAUGGCUAUCAUCUUACUAAGGUCUCUACCUUCGUCUUUCAAGCACUUUCAAACAACUCUAAUGUUUGGAAAAGAGUCCCUGAAGCUUGAAGACGUAAUUCAAGCUCUUCAGUCAUAUGCUAAACUAGAUGAUAUAACUAAAAGCUCUCAAGGCCUUUAUGCAAAAGGCAAGGAGAAGGGGCUGGAAAAGACAAAGGAAGAGAAAAUAGGCAACAUAGGUAGGUCAAAAUCCAAGAAGAAAAAGGAAAAGAAGGAAGGUUGCUUCGAAUGCGGUUCAACCGAUCAUUGGAAGAGGAACUGCAAGAUUUGGAAAGAGAAGAAAGCCAAGAGGGAAGGAAGCUCAGGUUCAGCUAGUGCAGUCACUGAGCAUGAGAGUGACGGGGAGUUUCUUUCAGUAACAUCAGGCUCCAAGGCUUUCACAAAUUGGAUUUUGGAUACCGGAUGCACUUUUCAUAUGUGUGCAGUAAGAGAAUGGUUCGAUACUUACAAAGAAGUCAGCAGCGGGGAAGUUUUAAUGGGGGACGAUUCUUCAUGUCCUGUAAAAGGAAUCGGUAUUGUUCUAAUCAGAAUGUUUGAUGAGAUGAUACGAGUUUUGGGGAACAUGAGGGCUGGCUAUGGGUACAAGUCUAAAAGGGAAGACUCAGGGACCACCAUAGUCGGGGGAGCAGCUGGUUUUGCUCGGGCACAUAAGCCAGAAAGGGUUGCAAGAAUUACACAAGCAAGGCCUGUUGGAGGCGUGUCAUCUUGCAAACUGGACUUUUGUGAAUAUUGUGUUCUUGGAAAGCAAAGGAAGGUAUCAUUCACAAGUAGCAGUGCAGAUAAUCGAAGCAAGGAGCAACUUAGCUAUAUUUACUCAAAUGUUUGGGGCCCUGCACCAACCAAAUCAAAUGGUAGAGCCAGGUAUUUUGUUACUUUCAUGGAUGAUCUUUCUAGGAAGGUUUGGGUUUAUUUCAUGAAGCAGAAAUCCGAGGUUUUUGCAAAGUUCAUGGAAUGGAAAACAAAAACCGAGAAUCAAACUGGAAGAAAGAUCAAGUACCUGAGAAGUGACAAUAGAGGUGAAUAUACAAGUAAUGAGUUCACCGAUUACUGCAGGCAAGAAGGCAUCAUAAGACACUUCACAGUAAAGAAGAAUCCCCAACAAAAUGGAGUUUCUGAGAGGAUGAACCAAACUCUCAUGGAGAGAGAGAGAGAGAGAGAGAGAGAGAGGAGCAUGCGAUUUCAUGCAGGAUUGCCUGAUAGUUUUUGGGCAGCGGCUGUUAAUCAUGCAAGUUAUUUGAUUAACAAAUCACUAUCUACAGUUCUAGGUUUUAAAAGUGUAGAAGAGGUAUGGUCUAAGAAGCCAAUGGACUAUUCCAAGCUCAGGGUCCAAGCUCAAACAAAGUCUACACAUUGCAUAUUCUUAGGUUUUGAGAAAGGAGUGAAGGGUUUCAAGCUUUGGGAUAUUAACAACAGGAAAAAGGUUGUCAACCGAGAUGUUGUCUUUGAUGAGACAACCAUGCCUCUGAAUAAAGUCGAGAGCAGUAGGGAGAAGAAAGACAAUGUUGAAAUUAAAGCAACAAAGAUUUUGUUAAUCAAUUCAGAUGAAAAAGAAGCUCAGGUGGAGCAAAUUGAGCAAGAUGCCGAAUCUGAUGGUUUUGAGGAAGAAGAAGAGCAUCAACAUCGUUCACCAGUUAGGAAUCAAGUGGAGCAAGAAAUAGGGCAGAUUGAAGGCACUCUAAUCUACCAGACAUCCCAAAGGGUUCAAAUUCCAACCAACAAUCCACCUACAUUCCAGAGAUGCAUAGCACUGGACAAACCUAAUUGGAACAAGAAGGAACCUGAUAGGUUUGGGUUUAACCAAAACGAAGUUAAUUAUGCUCUCAACAUUAGUCAAGGAGAUCCAACUACUUAUUGA
Molecule: messenger RNA, 2295 nt
Organism: Prunus armeniaca (apricot)
Lineage: Eukaryota; Viridiplantae; Streptophyta; Magnoliopsida; Rosales; Rosaceae
Source: the annotation of a GenBank genome assembly